AUGGCUGCUCCAAUUUCCACUAUUGCGGAGACCAAAGAGCUCCGCGGUCUAAACCUCAUCGCUGCCCAUUCUCACAUCAGAGGACUAGGUGUCGAUGUGGACUCCUUGCAGCCCCGCGCAGCAUCUCAGGGCCUUGUUGGCCAGGAGAAGGCGCGGAAGGCUGCUGCGGUGAUUUUACAGAUGGUGAAGGAAGGGAAGAUUGCCGGUCGUGCUGUCUUGAUCGCAGGGCCUCCUAGCACUGGCAAGACAGCUAUUGCGAUGGGUAUGGCGCAGUCGCUUGGAUCCGACGUACCGUUUACGAUGCUCGCGGCUUCGGAAAUCUUCUCCAUGGAAAUGUCGAAAACAGAAGCCCUCACACAAGCGUUCCGCAAGUCCAUUGGUGUCCGGAUCAAGGAGGAGAGUGAGAUCAUCGAGGGUGAGGUUGUUGAGAUCCAGAUCGACCGAAGCGUCACCGGAGGCAACAAACAAGGGAAACUCACGAUCAAGACUACGGAUAUGGAGACAAUCUAUGACAUGGGGACUAAGAUGAUAGACUCGAUGACCAAGGAAAGGGUCAUGGCCGGUGAUGUUAUUUCGAUUGACAAGUCCUCCGGAAAGAUUACCAAGCUUGGUCGCUCCUACGCCCGUUCAAGAGACUACGAUGCAAUGGGCGCCGACACCAAAUUUGUCCAGUGUCCCGAGGGCGAGCUUCAAGUUCGCAAGGAGAUUGUGCACACUGUCAGCCUUCACGAAAUCGAUGUGAUCAACUCGCGCACACAGGGCUUCCUCGCACUUUUCUCCGGUGAUACGGGCGAGAUCAGGAGCGAGGUUAGAGACCAGAUCAAUACCAAGGUUGCCGAGUGGAAAGAAGAAGGCAAGGCGGAGAUCAUCCCCGGUGUUUUAUUUAUCGAUGAGGUCCACAUGCUCGAUAUUGAGUGCUUCUCGUACAUCAACCGUGCAUUAGAAGCCGAGCUUGCACCAAUUGUCAUCAUGGCGAGCAAUCGUGGCCAGGCACGGAUUCGUGGAACAACAUACACCUCCCCACACGGAUUGCCUCUCGACUUCCUCGACCGCGUUGUUAUCGUCAGUACGCAGCCUUACCCUGCUGACGAGAUCAGACAAAUCCUUGCCAUCCGCGCACAAGAAGAAGAGAUCGACUUGUCACCAGACGCAUUGGCUCUCCUGACAAAGAUUGGCCAGGAGUCCGGCCUCCGGUAUGCUAGUAAUAUUAUCACGACUUCUCAUCUGCUCAGCCAAAAGAGGAAGGCCAAGGACGUCAGUGUUGAUGAUGUUCAGCGCAGCUACCGGCUAUUCUAUGACCCUGCACGAAGCGUCAAGUUUGUCCAAACCUACGAGCAGCGUUUCAUUGGUGAUCAAGGUGCUGUUACGUUCUCAGCGGCCGCCAACGGUGACGCCAUGGAGAUCUCUUAG
Penicilliopsis zonata CBS 506.65 is the source of this 1410-nucleotide messenger RNA. RefSeq lists its product as hypothetical. Gene Ontology annotation, cellular component: Ino80 complex; Swr1 complex; NuA4 histone acetyltransferase complex. The transcript has 3 exons. Gene Ontology annotation, molecular function: DNA helicase activity; ATP hydrolysis activity; ATP binding. Gene Ontology annotation, biological process: chromatin remodeling; regulation of transcription by RNA polymerase II; box C/D snoRNP assembly. Lineage: Eukaryota; Fungi; Ascomycota; Eurotiomycetes; Eurotiales; Aspergillaceae. The coding region runs from base 1 to 1410 and encodes 469 amino acids. The record is from RefSeq and is a predicted model, not a curated record.